AUGCAGUUCAAGACCGUCCUUGUCGCCCUCGUCGCCGCUGUGGCCUCUGCCCAGGACAUCAGCAAGAUCCCCAUCUGCGCUAUCAGCUGCUUCCUUAACAACACCAGCGGCACCGGAUGCAGCAGCGUCUUUGACUUCAAGUGCCUGUGCGGCAACGCCCCCUACUUUGGCCGCGUCCAGGCAUGCGCCACCACCGCCUGCAGCGCUGCCGACCAGGCCAAGACCCUCGCCUGGGCCAAGGGCACUUGCAGCUCGGUCGGCGUUCCCCUCCCCGAGUAA
Gaeumannomyces tritici R3-111a-1 is the source of this 279-nucleotide messenger RNA. RefSeq lists its product as hypothetical. The transcript is spliced from 3 exons. The coding region runs from base 1 to 279 and encodes 92 amino acids. The record is from RefSeq and is a predicted model, not a curated record. Lineage: Eukaryota; Fungi; Ascomycota; Sordariomycetes; Magnaporthales; Magnaporthaceae.